UAUUUUUUUCUCCUAUAGUCAAGAAAGUAAUUCAAUGAAUAUAUUUCUUAAACGUUAAACCCAACGACACUUCUAAUCUACAUUAUGUUAAGCCAAGACUAAAUGUCUACAAGACUGAGGUGCUGUGACCCCUUGGUGGCAUUGACAUGGAUCUCAACAUUCUGUAUUCUAGCGAUACUGCUUAUAAACAGAGGUACCAAAGCGAUGUAUAAAGAGGAAAUCUCUUCGGCCAGUCAAGGCACGGCGUUCGUUGUAAGCAUGAUGAGAAAUGUUUGGAGCCAUGGCCACCUGAACUCUACACUUAUGAGAAUAUUUGUGAUCAACUCUUCGACCAGGAAAAUAAUUUUACACGUGGACGUGGAACCCACCAUUAGUUACAGCUUGUCCAUUGAACCGAAGAUGACCAAGCAGAUUAAAGUGACCUCCAAAAUGAAGCAUGAAAAAAUCGGAAUCUUCAAUUCCGUGCAUAUAGGCACUAACGGAAACGUAUCAGUGCUGGUCAUCAACAAUGGACUCACUCGUGACGGGUUUAUGGCCAUCCCAAUCGAGGCGUUCGGCAUGGUCUACACCGUGGUCACGCUCGUCGGACAGCCAGUAUUCCACGUGCUCAGUUCGACAGACGACACGGAAGUUUUGAUUCAGUUUAACGAUUGGUCAGCUUUGGAAUAUGGCCGGAGGGCGGAGUUUGUCCUGACGUUUGGCAAGAAGCGUAUCCUGCCCAAGUCCAUCAUCAUGGUGACGAUAAAGAAAAGAUAUCAGUAUUUUCAAAUCCAUGACUGUGGCUCUGACAAAUAUGGCAAAACUGAUUUCACUGGAACUAGAGUGUCCUCAUUGAAUCCUAUAGGAGUUAUCUCCGGCAACUGUGAGACAAGCUCCAAGGGAGAGUACCACUUCAUGAGCCACGUUGAAGACAUGUUGUCUCCCAUGAGCAGCUGGGGCUUCCACCACUACUUCCUGUCUCCUAACCACACAACAGACACGCGCCUGCGCAUACUGGCCCAGACCCCAACCAUGAACAUCAAGAUUGUCACCAACUCCAGCACCGACAUGGUCAUUGUCACAGAGAAUGACGACUACGUGGAGCGUUUUGUAGAGUCCGGAGCUCAAGUACUCAUAUCAUCAGAUGUACCUAUCUGUGUGGUUAUGUUCACUGUGGCCAUAUUGGAUUAUGAAUCCGGUGAUCUGGCGAUGGUGCAGCUGGUUCCUAGUGAGAACUGGCUCAAUUGGUAUUAUAUAAGUAUACCAGAUCUCAGCGUUGCAAAACUCAGAGCUGAAAUGAUCAUAUUGAUCUUAACGAAAGACUUACCAGGACUUAAUAUAGACUUCAAGUCAAGUACCGCAGCCAACGUAUAUGUACGUGGGGCUAAAGACCGGCCACCUAGGGUCAUUACUACGCUACCAGGUUUCUCGGCCCUGAUCAAACAACUGGACGACUCCAACAUCCACGUCGUCUACCACAUGGACGGACGAAAGUUUGGCUGCUACGUGAAGAUCAUCAUGACCACUGGACACAUGUACGUCGCUGCAGGGGCGACGUACCGCAACGUUGAGCAGUAUUCCAAAAGCUGCUCCAGAUCACAGCGCUACCUCUACGGAGAGGACGAGCUGGACAACGACUGUGACGGCUUGGUGGACGAGGAACUGUUAAACAAAGAAGAUGACGAUUAUGACGGGAAAGUUGACGAGGAUCUUGGAAUAAUUAAUGGCUCGUGGUCUCCCUGGGAAACUCAAACGUCCUGCUCCACCAGAUGUCGCAGUACUUUCGGUCACGUGGGCUUUUUCAGGACGUGUUCCCAGCCCGAGCCCAGCAAAAGUGGCAGAAGAUGUGUCGGUUAUGAUUUUAACCCACUUAAAGAUCCCGCGGAGAACUGCAGCACUGUCAAUGUCAAAUGUCCUGAAGAGUGUGACAAUAGCUCUUGGUACUACGGAUGUGAGCGCAAGUGUCCUGAGGGAUGUCUGGGUCAGUGCGAUAGAGUUACUGGACGAUGUCUCGUCUGCAAGCCAGGCUACCCAAUGACUAGUGACUACAAAUGCAACUUGGACUUCUUACCACUGGUAGACAACGUGACCGCCAAUCCAGAAGGUAACAAAAAUACCAGCUCUGAAGCAAGCAAUUACGGACAUGCUCAGGGGGAAGAAAGCUCCAUCCCUGACCUGGGCUGGAAGAUCUACGCCACGAUUAUCUACAUAGGCGUCAUUAUCAUCAUUGGUAUCAUCUACGAGAUUUACAAGCGAUACCGGAAGCAUCUACGGUGCUGCAGGUGUAAAAAAGGUAGAAAUCGAUGAACGACAACUCCAGACGUCAAUGAAACUGUUGCCCUACGAGAGAAUUAAACUACAUCAGAUGGAGUUAUUACAUGCAUGAAGUAUUGUUUAUGUAUACAAAUGUUUUUUAAUGCAAAAUAAUUGACUUUUCAAUAAAAAUAUAUUC
Messenger RNA from Biomphalaria glabrata, 2431 nucleotides. RefSeq lists its product as uncharacterized. The coding region runs from base 103 to 2286 and encodes 727 amino acids. The transcript has 21 exons. Lineage: Eukaryota; Metazoa; Mollusca; Gastropoda; Planorbidae. The record is from RefSeq and is a predicted model, not a curated record.